This is a messenger RNA of Diaporthe amygdali, 924 nucleotides long. RefSeq lists its product as uncharacterized. The record is from RefSeq and is a predicted model, not a curated record. The coding region runs from base 1 to 924 and encodes 307 amino acids. The transcript is spliced from 7 exons. NCBI's taxonomy places the organism in Eukaryota, Fungi, Ascomycota, Sordariomycetes, Diaporthales, Diaporthaceae.
AUGACGAACAGAUAUCCGAGCAUAAGCUCGUCGGAGGAUGCGAGAUCAGCCGUAGCAACCAUCGACUUGCCCGACUCGGUCUCUAUGGGUGGAUGGACGGAUGAAUGGUCGAGGAUUGGCACUGCGUCAGGUGUGCCUCUGCCUAUGCCGUUUUGGUUUCAAGCUGAGGCGACGCAGAUCACCAACAAGUGUGUCUGUGUGCGACUCGACAUGGCAAUGUACAAUAUGAACAUGAUGAAGAAACGGGCGGCGGCUGACAGGCACCGUCAAGCGUCUGCCGUCAUCUCUAGUGCCUUGCAGCUGCUAGCGCCAAGACCCCUGCUCACGUCACCGGAUCUUAUCAGCCCCCGCCCCCGCCAAGCACGGGCCACCCCUCCCAAGCACUGGCAACCCCACCUGCCCUCCCUGCCCACCCUGCCUGUGCCUGCCUGUGCCUGCCUGCUCACCUGGCGGACAGGAGGACGACCGUCACUACUGCCUCCUAUUGGUUAUGUGUCAAUACAGCUCGACUCAAAAGAUGUAGUGCAAAAGAAUUGCCAGAAACCCAGCGAGGAAGGGGCCAGAAACAGCACUUCGUUUGAUAAUCACUAUGGACUUCAGCGGUACAGGUGGCUUGCAAGGUCCAGGCGUCUCAGUUUUGAUGGCGUUGAGGACGGGUCUUUGCAAUACCGAGCAAGACGUAGCAAAUUGCCGGUCGAGGAGGAUUCCAGAUCUAGUUUUCCAUCCUCGGCUCUUCAAUCGCUCAUUACCAGCCCCGCAACCAGGAUCCCGCACAAGAUCGUUGCGAGGAGACUCAUGCGCAUCCCUGGCGCGGCUCAGCUGGUCAAGAUCUACGGUGAGUACUGGCAUUCCUGGAUCAAUGGGCUGAUGGUGACGAGUUCAAACGUAAUACAGGACGACGGUGUCGUCGAGCACGUUGCUUAG